Molecule: messenger RNA, 693 nt
Organism: Lactuca sativa (garden lettuce)
Lineage: Eukaryota; Viridiplantae; Streptophyta; Magnoliopsida; Asterales; Asteraceae
Source: RefSeq, a predicted model, not a curated record
AUGUUGCUUUUUGCACAUGACAUUAUAGUACCGACUUCUUUUAAUCCGAAUCCAAACAUUCCGGGACACAAUAGGAGGCUACGACGGGUGUUCAAGGGAGCAGUUGGUGCACUUGAUGGCACUUUGAUACAUGUUGUUGUCCCUGCAAACAAACGGGAUUUAUAUAGAAGUAGGGGAAAAGGCGAUUGUUACCAAAGCGUAUUGGCAAUAUGUGACUUCAACAUGAUGUUUACUUUUGGUUUGGCCAGUUGGUAUGGGAUAGCACACGAUUCUAGAAUUUUAUCAGAAGCAUUAGCAAAUCCACAUGCACCAUUCCCACUUCCACCAUCAGAUAAAUAUUAUCUUUGUGAUGCCGCCUAUGCAAACAUUCGAGGUUUUAUGGCACCGUACCAUAAUGUAAGGUAUUGGCUUGGAGAUUUUCGUCGAAGACGUGUAUUAACGAAUAAAAAAAAAUUUAACCAUGCACACGCAAAACUUCGAAAUGUCAUUGAGCGUGAUUUUGGUGUCUUGAAAGCACGAUUCCCUAUAUUGAAGAGGAUGGCACCAUUCUCGUUGGUUACACAACGAAACAUUACCCUAGCAUGUUUUGUGCUUCAUAAUUUUAUAAGAAGAGAGGGACUACGUGAUGAGUUUUUUGCACGAUAUGAUGAACCAAAUGUCUCGGUUCGGAAUAACUAUAACAUCCCGGAAUAG